Messenger RNA from Oreochromis aureus, 1704 nucleotides. RefSeq names its product macrophage mannose receptor 1-like. The record is from RefSeq and is a predicted model, not a curated record. Lineage: Eukaryota; Metazoa; Chordata; Actinopteri; Cichliformes; Cichlidae. The transcript has 7 exons. Bases 182 to 1261 code for a protein of 359 amino acids.
GAGAAUAAUUAAAACUAAGAGAGAAUUUUUAUUAAAUGACUAUCUUGUGUUUUUCAUGGUGUCAUCUCAGACACUCUCUUGAACAAAUUUUUUCUGCUUUGGAUGAUUUCACCCUCUUCCACUCACAUUCUGCGUUGGUUUGAGACACAUUCUUCUCCACCCAAAUCGACAAUGCAGCCAUAUGAUGGCAUCUUUAUCAUCAUCUAGCUCCCUCCUAACUCAGCUCAACCUCGUUUCAGGUGUGCAGAGUCAGAGCAAAGACAAACAACACAAGAACAAGAGAAGAAGCUGGCACAUUGUAAAGUCUAGGACGAUGAACACACUGCUGCUUGCACUCGCUUUUUCAGGUCUGACUGUCAUAUCUACAGAGCUCUAUAAAGAGUACCACUAUGUGAGACUUUUAAAGACCUGGGCUGAUGCUCAGAGUUACUGCAGAGAGAUGUUCACUGACCUCGCCACUGUUGAGAACCAAGAUGACAACAACAACCUGCUCAGUGUGAUCCAGGGCAGUGGAGAAAAUGCAUGGAUAGGGCUUUAUGAUGACCUGAUCAGAUGGAAGUGGUCGCUUGGAAAUGCAGACUUUAAUGACAAUGUAGAUUUCACCAGCUGGCUAUCAGGUCAGCCGAACAAUGGAUACUCCAACCAGUUUUGUGUUUUUAUGACCAGCAAUGGUCUUUGGAAUGACUACAGCUGUUCAGCCAAAUUUCUUGCAGUUUGCUUUGAUGAAAAGGGUCCUCCCAUGUAUCAUAUAGUGAAACCUCAGAUGACUUGGGAUGAGGCUAGGAACUACUGCAGGAGCUCCUUCACAGAUCUCGCAAGUGUGAGAAACAUAUCAGAGCACAAUGAAAUCCUCUCACUGCUGUCAGCAAACACCUGGUUCGGUCUCUACAGACAUCCCUGGUCUCACUGGUCUGACCUGACCCCCACCAACUUCACUAACUGGAAUUACGGCCAGCCUGACAACAGCGGCAGCACCAUUUCAUCAUGUGCUCUUGUCAGCCCAGCUUCAGGAACAUGGUUCGAAGCUAACUGUGGUGAAACACACUAUUUCAUCUGUCAAGACUUUCGUAGCAGAAGAAAAAGGUUGAAUUUAAAGUUCCAGUCUGAGGCUGACCUGACUGAUCCCAGCAUUCAGCAGCAGCUCUUAGAGCAGCUUAAUGAGAAGCUGGAGACAGAUGGAUUAUCAGAGUUUAAACUGCGCUGGACUCAGGCUGACGGGCAGACCUUCCACAAGGAGCCAAAGAAAGAAACACAAGACUGAGCUGGUUAAGAGAGGACAUCGUGGUCAACUGAGUUAACAUCUCACAACUGAAAUGAAAAUGACUGACCUGCUACUGAAACCAUUUUCACCUUUAGAAACACAUUUUACGCAUUGAAAUCAAACGCGCAUUUCAUUUUAAUGUAUUUGUACUGUACACACUAACAUCCAAUAGUAGUAUAUGUUAGUGUUCACAUGUUAGCUGUGUCCCAAUUCCUUGGCCGCAUCCUUCGGAGGCCGCAUUUGAAGGCCGAUUACAUCACAGCCAGGCGACGAAGGCAGUCCCAAUUAGAAGCCUGCUUCAUGACCAAUGCGUCCUUCAUUUGAAGGAUGGGUCGGGUGUAUCCUUUGUGGCCCAACCUAUCCCAGAAUUCAUAGUGUGGCUCAGCCAAUUCCAAUUUCCAUCAAUGGCGGCAGCUACUUAGAUUUAAUAUUACUCUUUCUAG